AUGAUACAGACUAGAAGAAUACUACCUUAUAUACUGAGAAGAUUUAAAAGUAAUAGUACAGUGAUUGGAAUUGAUUUAGGUACGACUAAUUCCGCAGUUGCUUUUAUGAAUUCAAAAAACCAGCCACAAAUUAUAGAAAAUGAAGAAGGUAAAAGAACAACUCCAUCAAUUGUAGCUUAUAAACAAAAUGAUAUAUUAGUUGGACUACCUGCAAAACGACAAGCUUUGAUAAAUCCCGAAAAUACGUUUUUUGCAACUAAAAGAUUAAUCGGUAGAAAAUUUACUGACCCGGAGGUUCAACGUGAUUUAGAUAAUGUUUCAUAUAAAAUCAUACCCAAUAAUUCCAAUGACGCGGUCUUAAAGAGUACAAAUAAUCAAACAAUAAGUCCCAGUGAAAUAAGCUCAAAAAUACUAGAGAAAAUGACAUCAAUUGCUAAUAAUUAUCUUGAUGAAAAAAUAGACAAGGCUGUCGUUACUGUACCUGCUUAUUUCAAUGACUCUCAAAGACAAGCUACUAAAAAUAGUGGAAAGUUAAUUGGAUUAGAUAUACUUAGAGUUAUUAAUGAACCUACUGCAGCUGCUUUAGCUUACGGUUGUGAUAAGAGUCGAAAAGAAGGUAUUAUUGCAGUUUUUGAUUUUGGUGGUGGUACUUUUGAUAUUUCAAUUUUAGAUAUUGAAGAUGGUGUGUUCGAAGUUAGGGCAACUAAUGGUAAUACUCAUUUAGGAGGUGAAGAUUUUGAUAUAUUGAUUAUGAAUUGGAUAUUGAAAAAAUUUAAAUUGGAAACUGGUAUCGAUUUAUCAAAUGAUAGAAUUGCAAUUCAAAGAAUUAGAGAGAUUUCAGAAAUGGCUAAAAUUGAAUUAGAUCAUAAUGAGAAAUUUGAAAUUAAUUUACCUUUUAUAUCACAAGAUCAUCAUAUAAAUUAUACUAUUACAUCAUCUGAAUUUGAUGAAAUGUCAUUACCAAUCAUUGAAAAAUGUAUAGAUCCUGUUAAAAGAUGUAUCAAAGAUGCAGAUUUAAAAAUUAAAGAUAUUGAUGAGGUUUUAUUGGUAGGUGGUAUGACAAGAAUGCCUAAAAUAAGACAAGUAGUUGAAGAAUUAUUUAAUAAAAAACCAAGUACUGCUGUUAAUCCAGAUGAGGCUGUUGCAUUAGGUGCUGCAAUUCAAGGUGGUGUUUUGUCUGGUCACAUGAAAAAUGUUGUAUUGUUAGAUGUUACUCCAUUAUCACUUGGUAUUGAAACUUAUGGUGGAAUAUUCAGCCCUUUAAUUCCUAGAAAUUCAGCAGUUCCAGUAAAGAAAGAACAAAUUUUUUCAACAGCUAUUGAUGGACAAACUGGUGUUGAAAUUAGAUGUUAUCAAGGUGAACGUACAUUAGUUAAAGAUAAUAAAUUAAUAGGACAGUUUAAAUUAGGCAAUAUACCAAAAGGUCCAAAAGGAACACCACAAAUUUCAGUUGAAUUUGAAAUUGAUGCUGAUGGGAUAAUUAAUGUAAGUGCAAGUGAUAAAACAAAGUAUCCUAAAGAUUCACCUCAUUAUGGUAAACCGAAUAAAGUUUCAAUACAAGUUACAGAAAUUGGAUUAACUGAUUCAGAAGUUGAAAAAAUGAUUAAAGAAAGUGAAUCAAAUAAAUUGAAAGAUCAAGAAAUGAGAAAAGUUUAUGAACAUGCAUCAAGAGGUGAAAUAUUGGUAACUGAUACUGAAAUUGCUUUAAUUCAAUUUGGUGAAUUAAUGGAAGAAAAAGAUAAAGAAGAUACCAAAACUGCUAUUGAUGAUGCAAAGAAUUUAAUAGAUGAUAUUAGAUCAAAUAAAACUCAAGAUGUUAAUUUAUUAAAUAAUAAAUUAAAUGAAAUGCAGAAAAUCUGUAUGGAAGCAAUUAAAAAAGUUGCAAUUAAACAGCAACAGGAAGAAACUUAA
Insectozyma verbasci is the source of this 1911-nucleotide messenger RNA. NCBI's taxonomy places the organism in Eukaryota, Fungi, Ascomycota, Pichiomycetes, Serinales, Debaryomycetaceae. The record is from the annotation of a GenBank genome assembly.